This is a messenger RNA of Drosophila novamexicana, 857 nucleotides long. RefSeq lists its product as uncharacterized. The record is from RefSeq and is a predicted model, not a curated record. The coding region runs from base 34 to 765 and encodes 243 amino acids. NCBI's taxonomy places the organism in Eukaryota, Metazoa, Arthropoda, Insecta, Diptera, Drosophilidae. The transcript has 2 exons.
CGAAGCUGUUGUGCAUUGUAAUUAAAUAUCAGAAUGUCCAGAUUAUUUGCCAUUUGCCUGCUGUCGCUGGCGCUUGUCGUGCAGUGCGUGCUGUCCGAGGAACCCGCAGAGGCAUUGAACAAUCACAUUCGCGGACAACUUCAGCAAUACGAGAAGUAUCUGACCAACGAUGAUGGCUCCCACAAGGAGGAUCUGCAGAAGCUGAUCAAGAUCUACGAGUCCGCCCUGAAGACCGAGGACUUUACUGAGAAGCAGGCCCUGGUCAACGGUGUGCCCCAGCAGUUCUCUAAGGAAUUCGGCACCUUUGUCCAGUCAAAGCUGCAGGAGGAUCAAUUAAAUGAGGAUAUUCUCGCCGCGAUCAGCUUCUACAAGUCCCUGGAGAAGGGCGAAUUCAAGACUGACAUUGAGAAGACUUUGGCCGAACUUGAAGGCCUGCAGAAACUGACCGAAUUCGAGGCGAAGAAGAACGGCUUCCUCAACCUGGAGAAGGCAUUCAGUCCCGAAUUUGUGCACUUCCUCAAGAAGGACUCUCUGCCCAAGAUCAACAGUGAUCUGCAGAGCGGCGUUGAGUUCUUCGAGAAGCUGUUAGCCGAUCCCGAAGUUAAGUUCGCCACAGAAAUUAAGGCACUGAAGGCACAGGCCGUCGCCGCCAUCGCCGACGAGAUCUCAAUCGAUGACAAGCAGAAGGCUCUCUUCGAGAUCAGAAAUCCUGCCAACGCCGAACUGACCGAGUUCCUGAAGAAGAAAUUCACCGAACUGAACUAAAGAUUAGAGAUAUGUUUUCAUCUCUUCAAUCAUUGAGAGUAUCUAAAUUAUCUUGAUCAAUUGUCUACGCACAUAAAUUAAAUAAAACUAAA